UACCCGCCUUUAUGGAGUGUUUGAGUUCUGUGCCUAGAAGGUAGUGGUGGUUUGACAUCAUAACUCACCGUUUUGGUAUUUUGGGAGUUGCAGAUAUUUCACUCACUUCUACGUUUGGGGCUCCGUGUGGAACACUUCACUUCUCAUAGCCUUCACGUGCAGGACUGUUAGCACCCUGUCACUGUUUGACAAUCAGAACAGCACGCCGCCGCAGUCAACAGCUACGAAACAGAAACCCCUACUGCAAGCGGAAAUUGAUGUUUUUCUCACUCUCUCGCUCCUCGUGUGUCAAACGGUGCGUCGGCUGUUGGAGUGUGUGUGCGUCACCCGCCACUCUCAGCGAAAGAUGCACGUCGUACACUACGUUCUGGGGUUCUACUUCUACACUGCAGUGGGUCCUACAGCCAUGCUGCAUCUGAACCGAGACGGCCACGAGCUGACGAACUAUCCGUUUUCUAUUCUCUGGAGAUAUGCAGUGGCUCUGGUGGUGUUUGUCUGGGCCAGCUACCAUCAGUACAACUGCCACCAAAUUCUAGCAAACCUCCGCCGCUCCAACAACUUUUCUUCGCAGAGAAAUAACGUAGCUGAUACCCACCCACCAAAGCCGCCCCAGACUCUCAGAGUGGGAAUACCGCACGGGGACUGGUUCGCUCUGGUCUCCUGUCCGCACUACUUGGCCGAGAUCCUUAUCUACUGCUCUCUGCUGGUGGUCCAGGCCGGUUCCCUAACGAUGCUGCUCCCCUGUUGGUUUGUGGCCUUUGUGCUGGGUCUUAGCGCCCGCCAGAUGCACAACUGGUACCUUGACAAGUUCGACGACUACCCAAAGAAUAGAAAAAGGAUUAUUCCCUACAUUUUC
Messenger RNA from Geodia barretti, 856 nucleotides. The record is from the annotation of a GenBank genome assembly. NCBI's taxonomy places the organism in Eukaryota, Metazoa, Porifera, Demospongiae, Tetractinellida, Geodiidae.